CAGUUCGCAGGUUCUUACUACUAUUCCGAUUCCCAUUUUCAAAUAUUCAAUUGAGAAAUGCUUUAGCCUUCUCUGCAGCGGGCACAAACUUAGCAUGUCGGACGCUCUCUUCAGUCGACAGCAGCAACAACUGGUUCUCUCCGGUACCGGACCUAGCUCCGAGUCUCUUGAUUUCGGUUCUGUCAUCGUCGAAAUCCUCUCAUGGCUACCCGCCAAAUCAUUACUCCGCUUCCGGUGCGUAUGCAAACCAUGGCGGGCCUUGUUCUCCGAUCCUUAUUUCAUCAGAAGACACCUCAGCCGCAUCAACACCAAAACCAACAACAGCUACUCUCUCUUUGUUAAGGAGAUCUCCACUUUCCGAUCAAUGGACUGUGAAGCAUUAUUCAAGUAUUCAAGCCAUGAUGAUGGUCCUGUUCUGAGCAGAGAGCUUGAUUUUCCGAUACUUGAUGUGCCGUUUGAAUUUUACUAUAUAGAUAUCAUUGGUUCAUGCAAUGGCUUGAUAUGUCUACUACUUGAUUGGAAUACUUCAGUUAUUAUGUUAUGGAAUCCUUGCACUAGAGAAUCCAAGGUGUUACCGCAACCUUCUAUUAAGAACCUCCCAAAGUUUUAUGGAUUCGGUUAUGAUUCCACAACUGAUGAUUACAAGGUAAUAGUGGGUAGUUUUUCUUCCACUUCAAGUUAUGAAUAUGUUGUUGUUGCUUAUACACUAAAAACGGGUUCAUGGAGGAAGCUUCAGAGCCUGAACCAGAAUUUUAGGGUGCUUUGGCAUGGCUGUUUAGUAAACGAAGCUCUACAUUGGGUACUAGAUGAACGGGAUGAGGAUCAUAGGGUGAUUGCUUCCAAGUUAGUGUCAUUUGACUUAGCCGAGGAGAAAUUUCAUGAGAUUGCAUCCCCAUAUUGUCCAAAUCCUAUUGCCAGAAGUAAUUUGGUUGCAAGAGUAGGAAAUAUUAGUAAUUCUUUAACCUUAUACAGUCGACCCAUCUCAACCAGAGCUGGGUUAGAUUUUAGAAUGUGGGUGAUGAAGGAAUAUGGAGUCGAGAAAUCCUGGAAUGAAGUCAUGAAAAUCCCUCCGGAGGUUCUGCCUGGAGAUUAUUGUAAGUGCUUGAAGCCUUUAUGCAUUUCUGGUGAUGGUGUAACUUUGAUCGAAGUGUUUAUUGAUUUAGAAGAUAGAGGCUUCUUGAUAUUGCACAAUCCGAAGGAAAAGACAUUUAGGGACGUUACUAAUACUUGUCUGUCUAAAACAGCUACUUAUGUAGAAACCUUAGUUUCCCCACUAACAGGCAGUGGCGUGUGAAACAAACAUUGUAAGAUGCUGAAGAGGUUUUUGAGAUGACACCGAGUGAGAUCCCUGAUUUAAUGGGUGAUGAUAUGAUCAGUAAUCAGGAACCGAUUAUGUAAACCGAUGACACCUGUGAAACCAACAUGCUGAAUUCUCAUUCCUGAUUUCUAUUGUGUAUAAUAGGGAUUUUUAUCAUGAAUCUCUCAAAUUAGCUUCUUUGAGUUCUGUAAGACAUUUUGAUGCAAUUGGUAUCUCUGUCUCACUUAUUGCAUGUAUGAAUCAUUGUUAUAUCUCCACUCUGUCUGCAUGUAUAUAUCUUUGGUAGUACUUGCAGAU
Rosa rugosa (rugosa rose) is the source of this 1615-nucleotide messenger RNA. Its product is annotated as F-box/kelch-repeat protein At3g23880-like. The coding region runs from base 95 to 1294 and encodes 399 amino acids. Lineage: Eukaryota; Viridiplantae; Streptophyta; Magnoliopsida; Rosales; Rosaceae. The record is from RefSeq and is a predicted model, not a curated record. The transcript has a single exon. Gene Ontology annotation, molecular function: protein binding.